Ipomoea nil (Japanese morning glory) is the source of this 4064-nucleotide messenger RNA. Its product is annotated as DNA-directed RNA polymerase IV subunit 1-like. The record is from RefSeq and is a predicted model, not a curated record. The transcript has 14 exons. Lineage: Eukaryota; Viridiplantae; Streptophyta; Magnoliopsida; Solanales; Convolvulaceae. Gene Ontology annotation, biological process: DNA-templated transcription. Bases 62 to 3718 code for a protein of 1218 amino acids. Gene Ontology annotation, molecular function: DNA binding. Gene Ontology annotation, cellular component: RNA polymerase II, core complex.
AAUUCCACAUGAUGCACAUACCGAAAGUUUUGACACAUCAGAUGAAACUCUGAAACCAAAUAUGAGACUUCUAACGCAUGCCCAGGUCUAUAGCAUACUGAAAGAAAUUGAUUCAGGGAUUCUCGAGGCAACCUUCAAGAGGAAAAAUUCAAUGUUCGUGAAUUGUUUACCUUUGACUCCUAAUUGUCACCGAGUAAUGGAAUCUCAAUCUGGCGAUAUGCAAGUUGAUGAAAGCAGUAGGCUUUAUAAAAAGCUGAUUGACUUCAAAGGUACAGCCAAUGACUUAAGCGUUCGUGUUCUUGACUGCACCAAAAUAACAAAGCUACGUGUUGAGAAGAGGCCAUCGGUUAAUGAAUCUAGUAGGGCAUCUGGAUCUGGUCUGAAGUUUGUGAAAGAACUUAUUAUUGGAAAGAGAACUGACCAUGCCUUUCGCAUGGUGGUUGUUGGUGAUCCGAAGAUAAAUCUGUGGGACAUUGGUAUUCCGCGCUGUGUUGCUGAGAGCCUCCAGAUAGGGGAACGGUUGAAUUGUUGGAACUCGGGAAAAUUAUCUGAGGUUUGCCAUCUAGUUAUUCUUCAAAAUGGAAGUAUCCCUGUUCGGAGAAAUGGUGGGCCGGUUCGUAUCAAAGCAUCGGAAAAGUUGCGAAUAGGGGAUGUUGUUUACAGACCUCUUGUUGAUGGAGAUAUCGUGUUAAUAAACAGACCUCCUUCUAUUCAUCAACACUCUCUUAUUGCUCUGUUUGUCAAAAUACUUCCCGUCGAUUCAGUUGUUUCUGUAAAUCCCCUGAUUUGCGACCCUCUUCGUGGGGACUUUGACGGUGAUUGCCUUCACGGUUUUGUUCCUCAAUCGAUUGAUUCUAGUGUGGAGCUUAGGGAGCUUGUUGGUUUGAAGAAGCAAUUGACCGAUGGACAAAGCGGCCUGAACCUUUUAGCACUAAGCCAUGAUAGCUUGACUGCUGCUCAUUUAAUAAUGGAGGAUGGGGUUUUCUUAAACCGUUUUCAAAUGCAGCAACUACAAAUGCUUUGUCCUCUUCAACUGCAGUUCCCAAAUAUCAUCAAACGAAUGCCAGUAGGUUCUUUUUCGUGGACUGGCAAAGAGUUAUUUAGUAUGCUUUUGCCUUCAGAUUUCGAUUAUGAUUUUCCAUCUAAUGGUGUGCGUAUUAGCCAAGGUGAAAUUAUAUCUUCUAGUGGGUCUUCUUGGCUCGGUAGAACCGAUGGAAAUCUUUUUGACAGUCUCGUUAAACGUUAUGGAGAGGAAGCACUUCAGUUCCUUAAUACUGCACAGGACGUUCUCUGCGAGUGGUUGUCGAUGAGGGGUUUAAGUGUUUCGUUAUCCGAUAUUUAUCUUUCCGAUCCAGACACCCGUAAGAAUAUGCUUGACGAUAUCUCUUGUGGUUUACAAGAAGUGGAGAGGCUUUCCCAUAUUUCACAGCUAAUGGAGGAUUAUUAUCGAGAUUUUCUUGUUGAGUGUUCUGAAGGGAACGAAAAUUGUAUUAAUUUUGAAGUUGAGCAGCAGAAAUCAGUUGCACGUAGCCAAGCUUCCAUAUUUGCUUCCAAGCGAGAAUUUCGGAACAUCCAAUCCCUCUUUUAUAAUUAUGCGAGCAAGGAGAAUUCAUUGCUGGCUAUGUUAAAGGCCGGGAGCAAGGGUAACCUGCUAAAAGCAGUGCAGCAUAGCAUGUGUCUCGGUUUGCAGCAUGCUUCGGUUCUAUUGUCAUUUGAAAUCCCGUAUAAUCUUUCUUGCGUUGCAAGGAAUGGCGAUAAAUUCCGUCCUCGUAAUAUUCCAGAGUAUUCUGGCUCUUACAUCCCGUGUGCUGUUGUAAAAAAUUCUUUUCUUGCGGGUUUAAAUCCUUUGGAGUGUUUUGUGCAUUCGUUAACAACUAGGGAAAGUUCUUUUGGUGGGCAUGCUGAUGUUUCUGGAACUUUGACUCGUACCCUUAUGUUUUUCAUGCGGGAUCUAUAUACUGGAUAUGAUGGAACGGUGAGAAAUGCAUAUGGGAAUCACGUUGUUCAGUUCUCUUACCACACCGAAGACCCCGAUCAUGCCCAAGAAGACCAUCCUUUUUCACCUAAUAUUAUGGCGGGUCAUCCUGUCGGUUCCUUGGCAGCAUGUGCUAUUUCUGAAGCUGCUUACAGUGCUUUGGAUCAGCCUAUCAGCACACUUGAGCCAUCGCCUUUGCUUAACCUAAAGAAAGUGCUGGAAUCGGGAGUGCAAAAACGUAGCGGAGGUAAAACUGCUUCACUGUUCUUGUCUCGAAAACUCCGAAGAUGGGCUUAUGGAUUUGAAUAUGGAGCGUUAGGAGUGAAAAGUCAUUUGGAAAGGGUCCUAUUUUCAGACAUUGUUUCUACAGUAAUGAUCUGGUUUUCCCCGGAGAAAUGCAGAGACAAGCGCAGUAGUCCAUGGAUUUGUCAUUUUCAUGUGAACAAGGAAAUCGCAAAGAAGAGAGGCUUAAAGUUGCAAUCCAUUACCAAUGCUCUUAACCGGCAUUACAAAGCCGCUAAAGUAAAACCAAAUAGUCAACUUCCAAGUCUGCAGAUUAUGUGCGAGGAUUGUUAUCUUGCUGGCUUGCCGAAAGAAGAUACAAAAUUUUGCAUUACAGCUUCGAUUGUCGGAGUUUCAAAACGUCCUGCUCCAGAUUGUGAUAUCCUUCGUGAUGUUGUGAUGCCAUUCCUACUUGGAACAGUCGUUAAAGGAUUUCCUGCAUUCAAGAAGGUUGAUAUCUUAUGGAAGGACGGUUCCGUUGCAUCACAAUCGUCGAAAAGAUCUUCUGGAGAACUUUAUUUGCGGGUUUUCAUGUCCGAGAACUGUGCGAGGGCUAAGUUUUGGAGUGAACUCGUGGAUAGCUGCCUUCAAAUAAUGGAAAUGAUUGAUUGGGAACGCAGCCAUCCAGAUGAUAUUCAUGAUAUAUCUGGGGCUUAUGGAAUAGACGUUGCGUGGAUAUCAUUUCUGAGCGGUCUAAGUUCUACAAUAUCUGAAAUUGGCAAGAAGAUCGUUCCCGAACACUUAGUCCUCACCGCAGAUUAUCUGUCAUCAACAGGAGAAUUCAUUGCUUUGAAUUCCAAAGGGCUUGCAGAUCAAAGAAAGGCGAAUGGUCUCUAUGCACCUUUUUCACAAGCAUGUUUAAAGAGCCCCGGUGAGGCUUUUGUUAAAGCAGCAAAGAUGGAAACGGUCGAUGAUCUUCGAGGGAGUGCUGAAGCUUUGAUAUUGGGAAAGACCCCUCCAAUUGGUACCGGUUUCCAUUUUGAUAUUUUAUACUCUGGGAAGGGGCAUGAGCCACUAUCCAAAUCAACUGAUGUCUAUAGUCUGUUGAGUAGCAAUGCUACUCUUCGGAGGCAAUACGGGAUGGUCAACCCAAAAGGAAACAACGAAAUUCCUAUCAAGUCCCUUCCCCAACAUCUAUCCAAAGCCUUUUCUCUUGAUGACAUUAAGAAGCUCUCCCUGGCAUUGAAAAAUAUCUUGAGCGCCUAUCGCAUCAAUGAACCAUUGAGAGAAUCUGACAAAUCCGUUGUGAUGAAAGCCUUAAGCUUUCAUCCAAAAUGGGAAGAGAAAAUUGGGACAGGAGCCCAAGAAAUAAAGGUUGGGCAGCACGAGAAGCACCAAUCGCGCUGCUUUGUUGUGGAACGAUCAGAUGGAACAUCCGUGGACUUCUCGUACCACAAAUGCGUGCAGAAUGCUCUUGAGCUAGUCGCUCCCGAGAAGGCCAAGAGUUUCCGUUCGAGAUAGCCGGAAGGGAAGUUGUUGUAGUUUUGUAGUGCUAUUGGCUUCUCCAGUACAGAUUUUUGGGUUUAGGGGCCUGUAUGCUUCUUUUUGCUGCUCCCAUUGAAGCUUGUUUGCCUUGAAUUUUAUUUGGUAUAGGCAAAGGGGAUUUAAUGGAAGUAGCAACGAAAAGCUAUCAAUGGCCAUUUCCUUUUGUUGUUAUAUAGAUGCAUCUGUCAAUUGAUGUUUGUUGAUAGGGAAAGCUUUGUUGUAGUAAAAGAAUUAAUCUUUUAAUUGAAAAUUGUUGGCAUUUUAAAGUAAUAGUUUUGUCGGGAGUAUCAUCUCAAGUUAUUGGUCUCCCGCUUUUUGUUUC